CAAAGGAAUCCGCCCCCUGCUCUGUUCCUGCAUCCCUCACCUGCAGCUUCACAUGUUUCGCUAGUAUCUACGGCCGUUGCUGGUCCGGGGUCAGUCAGCACGGGUGUGUCCUCGUCCCAAGCAACGACGGGGUUAUCAGCAGGCACUGCUCCCGCCCCGCGCAGAGGCAUCCUGCCACCGCUGCAGACGGGCCCAGCCCCGUACGCGCGCCGCGAGUCGACGCGCGCGACGGAUAGGACCGAUGCGCUGUGGGCCGAGAUGCAGGCGACGCUCGAGGAGGUUGAACUCUCGGCCAGCGGCGGCACGCGUGUCUUCGGCCCGGACCACGACCGCAAGCUUGCCGAGCUGCGCGCCGCCCAGAUCGAGCUCGCACAGGCCUGGGCGCGAUCCGAGGCCGACGAGGCCAUCGAGACCGCGUCGUCUGCUGCUGCUGCUGCUGCUGCUACUGCCGCCGCCUCGGCGUCCACGGGGACCGCUGGGGUCGGCGGAGAGCUGAGGACAGACGGCACAGGGGCCACGGCUGACGGCGGCGUGAGAAGUGCUGCUACCGGCACAGCAAGCAUACGUCCUGGGAGCGCGGGGACCGGUGCGGAGAAGCUUGGGCGCAAGCUAGACGAGGAGACGGAGAGCGAUAUCAGGCGAGCAAGGGAGAGGAGGAAGGCGAACGAUCGGUAUUUCCAGCGCGUCAACCAGGGCGUGCUAGAUGUCAUCGCAAAGCUAGACGGUGUUGCUACCGCCAUGAGGGCUGUGGAGCAGGAGUCCAAGGAUGUCUGGGGGGACGAGAGCGUGCCAUCCAGUGCGAGG
Cryphonectria parasitica EP155 is the source of this 804-nucleotide messenger RNA. RefSeq lists its product as uncharacterized. The record is from RefSeq and is a predicted model, not a curated record. Lineage: Eukaryota; Fungi; Ascomycota; Sordariomycetes; Diaporthales; Cryphonectriaceae. The annotation marks the transcript as partial. The transcript has 2 exons.